Messenger RNA from Cladophialophora immunda, 1400 nucleotides. RefSeq lists its product as uncharacterized. Bases 274 to 1206 code for a protein of 310 amino acids. NCBI's taxonomy places the organism in Eukaryota, Fungi, Ascomycota, Eurotiomycetes, Chaetothyriales, Herpotrichiellaceae. The record is from RefSeq and is a predicted model, not a curated record. The transcript has a single exon.
ACCAUCACCAAAGACCGGCGAGCAGAUCGUGGCCUUGCCGACUCUGAGGCUAGCGCCCAGCGAGAAUCGAAACCCCUCCUUUCUUUUGUUCGAUCUCGCGUCUUUGUGGUCCGCCUGCGUCAUGGCAGGAGGACUAGAGGUAUAUAACAUGGGACGCCCACUAGAAAGAAAUGACCAUAGGCAACAUACAACGGCAACACUGUGUCAACAUCUGACUGUACACACUACAACCCCAACGCAACCCGAGUGUUAUCGUCGCAACUCACCAGCGCAAUGGGUGGCCCAUACCCUUCGAAAACAGCCGGGAUAGGUGGCAUCCCGACAGUCACCACAGACAUUCCAGCGGACGCUGUCUUCAUCCUCGUAUAUGUUUGCUUCGCGACUACGAAUAUGACCAUCUUUCAACUCAAUCGCCGCAAAAACCACAAGUUUAUCCCCUCUGCGCUUCUGUUCGGCUUCUGUAUGGCCAGAAUAGUCACGCUGUGCCUGCGGAUCGCGUGGGCAACGUCACCGCAUGAUGUUCAACUGGCAAUUGCUGCACAAAUCUUUGUGAAUGCAGGCAUCCUAAUAGUCUAUAUCAUCAACUUGAUCCUUGCGCAACGCAUACUACGAGCCUCUCAGCCACGAAUUGGGUGGAAUCCGAUCUUGCGAGCCGCUUACAAGUUCCUGUACAUCGGCAUUUUUGGGGCACUCGUCAUGGUCAUUACCUCCGUUGUCCUCUCGGUCUACACGCUCAACCCGCACACCAGAUCGACUUGUCGAGAUAUCCAGCUGGCUGCGAUCACUUAUCUCCUUGUCUUCACCUGUCUUCCUGUCGUUCAUACCGCGUUAGCGGUCCUUUUACCGAGGUCACAAGAUGCAGAGAAUUUCGGCGAAGGCGGUAUGAAGAGCAAGUUGAUCAUUGUUACCUCUUCAGGAUGUUUGUGCAUGUUGAUAGCAGGAUUCAAGGCUGGCAUAACCUGGGAGCCUCCGCGACCAGUCACAAAUCCCCCCUGGUACGAUUCCAAGGCCUGCUUCUACGUCUUCAAUUUCACGCUCGAGAUCAUCCUGCUCUGUAUCUUGACGUUUACCCGAAUCGACAAGCGGUUCUUUAUCCCAAAUGGAUCGACAAAGGCCGGGGAUUACAGUCGACUCUCGGAAGAAAGCGAGCAGAAGACAGAGCAUGCCAUGUGGUACACUUCGUCACAGGAUCCCGAGAAGGUCUGACGCAUAUAACGAAGGAUUCAAGGGUGCAAUGUGGAGGCUUUCAUGGCAUGGGUGAAACAGAUUGGGCGUUGCUGCACAUCUUGUAUCAAAAAUGAUUGCUAAUAGAGAUCGGUUAUUCAUGCACGAAAAGCGAGGCGGGUGCUGUCUGCUGUAUACAGUCACUAGACAUAGAUUGAAUCCCUCCUGAAAAGCGG